This is a messenger RNA of Cottoperca gobio, 1720 nucleotides long. RefSeq names its product phosphoglycolate phosphatase (gene pgp). The coding region runs from base 255 to 1175 and encodes 306 amino acids. The record is from RefSeq and is a predicted model, not a curated record. Gene Ontology annotation, cellular component: cytoplasm. The transcript is spliced from 2 exons. Gene Ontology annotation, molecular function: sn-glycerol 3-phosphatase activity. NCBI's taxonomy places the organism in Eukaryota, Metazoa, Chordata, Actinopteri, Perciformes, Bovichtidae.
UUUGCUGCAACACUCAAGCAAGUAAAAGGUCAGGUUAUUUUAUCUCCGGUGAAUUUUUUAGCUUUACACUUAUUAAACCAAAUAACUGGCACACACACACACACACACACACACACACACACAGCUGGGUGUGUCUACAUACAGUAGUACUGAAGUUUACGACAGCGCGAGCGUUUGUGCGGUUGGGAACUGUAACGGUUACUUAACGUUGACGUCAGGACAGUUGGUGUUUGAGUGACAGCGUCUCUUCCCUGAUGUCGGGGUCAAAGUGUACACGCCUCAACGGGGCGCUGGUGAAACAAGUGCUGGACUCGGUGGACAGCGUCCUGUUUGACUGCGACGGGGUCAUCUGGCGGGGGGACCAGGCCAUCCCGGGCGCCUCUCAAGUCAUAAACCUGCUCAAGCAAAAGGGCAAGAAGGUGUUUUUCGUCACCAACAACAGCACCAAGACGAGGAAGAUGUACGUCGACAAAAUGUCUACGUUGGGGUUCAACGCGAAAGAGGACGAGGUGUUCGGGACGGCGUACUGCUCCGCCGUGUACCUGAAGACUGUCUGCAAGCUGGAGGGCAAAGUGUACCUGGUAGGAAGCAAUGCGAUGCGAGAGGAGCUGGAGGCGGUGGGGAUCCAGCAGACCGGGGUGGGACCCGACCACAUCUCCGGGAAGCAGACCGACUGGGCCAACGUGCCCCUGGAGUCCGAGGUGAAGGCGGUGGUGGUCGGCUUCGAUGAGCAUUUCAGUUACAUGAAGUUAAACAGAGCCUUGCAGUACCUGACCCAGCCGGGCUGUCUGUUUGUGGGAACCAACAGGGACACCAGGCUGCCCCUGGAGGGGGGCAAGGCCGUCCCAGGUACAGGCUGCCUGCUGCAGGCCGUGGAGACCGCCGCCCAGCGCCAAGCCCAGACGGUGGGCAAACCCAACCACUUCAUGUUCGACUGCGUGGCCUCCCAGUUCGGCGUGGACCCCAGCCGCUGCCUGAUGGUGGGCGACCGCCUCGACACAGACAUCAUGCUGGGAUCCAACUGCGGCCUGAAGACCCUCCUCACCCUCACAGGGGUCAGCACCGUGGCGGACGCCGAGGCCCAUCAGAAGAGCGGCUGUGCGGAGAGGCAGGGGAUGGUGCCCGAUUAUUACGUGGAGAGCAUCGCCGACCUUCUGCCGGCUCUGCAGGGAUGAAGUGUAGCUCCGUGAGAGCGAGAGGACUCCAGACUCCAUUGCUUACUAAAAGGGAAUAUUUUUCAUUAAGAUUUAUAUGAUUAAAAUCACAUCUAUUACAAAGUCACGACCGAGCAGCGAGCAGAUGUGCGACAGAGGAGACAAAGACUUCAUUAUUUAAAUAAAAAGAUUUAGUUUUUGAAAGUUAAAAACCUGCUAAUUUAAAACGAUUGUUUCAUAACAUAAGAACAAUGACUUACAGUAUUGUGUCAAUGUGUUGUAUCUUGCUGUUUGGAGAAAGGAGAAGGGAGAGUGUUCUUCAGUGAUGCAAUACAAGUCACACUCGAGGGGAAUGAGCACAUGAUGUGUUAACAGCUUGCUAAUAUGUGUGUGUUCAGGUUAACAGCUGUUUUAACGUCUAUAAAUCACACAGUGGAGCUGAACGCCACUGACCUGGCCUCGCUUAACCCUUUAUUCCCCACUGUUCUGCUGAACUGUGGAAAUAAUUAAUUACAUUAAUUGGAGUCGGUUCAUGAGUGAAACAUUAAAAGAUAGCGUAUACGUUU